Messenger RNA from Fimicolochytrium jonesii, 1021 nucleotides. RefSeq lists its product as uncharacterized. NCBI's taxonomy places the organism in Eukaryota, Fungi, Chytridiomycota, Chytridiomycetes, Spizellomycetales, Powellomycetaceae. The transcript has a single exon. The record is from RefSeq and is a predicted model, not a curated record. Bases 205 to 864 code for a protein of 219 amino acids.
GUUUCUGAUAUUCACAGGCGUGCUGCCAUGUCCCCUGUCCAAACUCUAAAAUCCUCAACCACGUCCAAUGGGGCGUCUUCCCGACCAGUCCGGCCGGUCCAUAAUACACCCAGUCAUUUGGGGCAGCCGUGCUAGACGCAGUGAUGUGCUUUACAGUUUUCCAGAUCCCCGCUACGAAAAAGCAAACCCCAAUAUGAAACAAUCAUGCACAACUCCGUUUCAAACAGAGAAAGGAAAAAAAUGCCCCACGGGGGGGGGUGUCGGGGGGAACGAAGGGGUGUACAAAAGUGGGGCCCCCGUUUUGCACCACCCACCCAAAUGCGGGGGGCCAUGCGAACCCCCAUCGGGCCCCUAUCUAAAACAAAGAGAGAAAAAAACAAACCAGAAAAGCCCCCCUCUCACUUCCUCCCCUCAAACUCCGGACUCAUCACCGUCUCGGCCCCGCCCAACAGCUUCCUGACGCCCUCGACAUCCCUGACCCCAUUCGCGCCUACAUCGUCGCUCAACUCCAACAGCCCGGGUGCACUCGCCACCGCCCGCUUAUGCCCCUGCGCGUGGCCGCCCAUCUCGUCCUCCGACAUCAUCCACGGCUUCGCAGGCACCGGCUCCGUCAGGGCCUGGGACGGGCCGGAGGAGUCGGAGGAGGACGCGAAGGAGGGGUUUGAUUUGGUUACGUGGUGUUUCGUCGCGUUUUGUGCGUUGGUAGGCUUCUUCUUUUUGACGUGGGUGGUGGGUUUCGUGGGUGAGAUGGUUGAGCCUGAACUGGUGGAGUUGUUGGAGUUGGUUGAGGUGGAUCCGGAUGUAUCGGUUGAGCUUGGGUUGGACGACGUGUGUGAGAGCCGGAGGUGGGUGCCCGGUUUGUAGGUGGUGGAGGUGGAGAGGAGGGUGUCGUAGUCGAUGAGGGCUUGCAUGGCGCCCCAUUCGAGGAUCUUGCGUUCGAGCCAGACUACAAAAUGUGAGAGAAAAAAAAUCAAUAUCUUAAUACACUAUCCCCACGGUAAGUCUUUCCCCAAUUGUGAUU